Molecule: messenger RNA, 2172 nt
Organism: Anneissia japonica
Lineage: Eukaryota; Metazoa; Echinodermata; Crinoidea; Comatulida; Comatulidae
Product: aquaporin-7-like
Exons: 7
Coding region: 452-1321 (289 amino acids)
Biological process (GO): water transport; glycerol transmembrane transport
Cellular component (GO): plasma membrane; basolateral plasma membrane
Molecular function (GO): water channel activity; glycerol channel activity; urea transmembrane transporter activity
Source: RefSeq, a predicted model, not a curated record
CGCCAAGGAGCGCCACUUCAUAUAAUCUUUAUAAUGUUUUAUUGAAUAAUGAUUAUUAAGAAUAAAAAGCACACAGACGACAUUUAGCAUAAGUUUGCUCCACAAAUGUUCGUAUGCCAGUAAUAAAUCAAGUUGCUUUACGAUGACGCCACAAUAAACUCGAUUUUAAUAUUUAGAAAUUAUUUGUCACACGUUGCGUUUCAUAUAAAUGUGUAUUCCUAACAUUGUUUAUCCAGAGUUCAGUUGUCAACUUCUGAAAUACAGCCGCCGUAAAUGUUUCCCAAUGGUGUUGGCAUUUUUCCAUUCAGGCAGAAAGUUCAGUUCAUUGAGGUCUGAUUGGUUCCUAGUCAAUCGUCGAUUUGAAUCUCGUAGGAUAAAAAGUUUGCGUGCUAUAACGAUUAUACUGUAUAUUUAUUUGACAGUCGAUUGACCAAGUGAGGAGUGGACGAAAAUGGCUGUUCCAAGAUGGCAGCAAAAGUUGAUGUCAGUAUUAAGAAUUCGAAACCAGAUAGUUCGCGAAUUCAUGGCUGAAUUUAUUGGGACAUUUAUUUUGAUCGCUUUUGGUGACGGUUCAGUUGCGCAGUCGGUUUUAAGCAAUUCGGAAAAAGGAGGAUUCUUGUCAAUCAACUGGGCAUGGGGUGUCGGCGUUACCAUAGGUGUAUAUUUUGCAUCCGGGAUAUCAGGUGGGCAUCUUAACCCAGCAGUUACGCUAGCGUUCGCUAGCAUCGGCCGUCUGUCUUGGAAGAAAGUACCCUUCUACAUGCUUGCACAAUUGCUUGGCGCUUUUACAGCAGCAGCGUGUGUAUUUGGAGUCUAUUCAGAGGCGAUUGAUGCAUUUGAUGGCGGUAACCGAUCCGUGAUAGGACCCAAAGCUACAGCAGGAAUAUUUGCCACUUACCCGGCUGAAUAUCUGUCGGUGUGGGGCGGGUUUGGAGACCAGGUGUUUGCAACAGCACUCUUGAUGGCUUGUAUUCUUGCCAUCACAGACAAGGAUAACAAUAAACCUCCAAAUGGUAUGGAGCCAUUUAUCGUAGGUCUAGUCGUCUUCGCCAUCGGGCUUGCCUAUGGGCUUAACUGUGGCUACGCAAUUAACCCCGCUAGGGACUUUGGCCCCAGACUGUUAACAGCCUGUGCGGGAUAUGGCAAGGAAAUUUGGACGCCAAGGGGCAUACAUUGGUGGUGGGUUCCGAUAGUCGGGCCGUUCGUUGGCGCAAUCGUCGGGGCAAUUACCUACCUUAUCGUCAUCGAAAUACACAACACUGAAGAUAACGAGGACAAGUACACUCAGGAGCUGGUCGUCUAUACCCCAGAUGGACCUUAAUCAGUGCGCUGCAUGGUACGACUUCUAGGCCUACGUCUUUCUUAAGUCUGUUAUCGUCUCAUGCCCUUGGUCAAAUUUAUAUUGUGAAUAGCUUUCCAAACGAAGGUUCUAUUUGUUGGCAGCAUGUGACUUUUAAAUGAAAUUUUGUUGAAUAAAUAAAUAUAGUAUAAAAGUGUCAAAAUCUACAAGGUAUGUAUUUUUAAAAAUCAAAUAGCAUAUUAACGACGAUGACGAUCAUAAUGAUAACAGUGCAUAUCGCCAUCUUAGUUCAUAUUUUUGAAAAGUUAUGUUAAACAUUUGCGUUGAGGGUGGAAGGCGGUAACUGAAAAAGUUAAUGUGAUUGGAUGUGCAACUUCUAGGCCUAGUUCCAUUAAGUCACAUCACAAUUUCACGCAAUGAAAAUUGCACUAUACAUUUUACUGUACAGUACUAAUCGUUUAACUUUAAUGGUCUCAUAUUCAUCGUUCUUUCAUCACAUUAAUGCACAGUAUGGUCUUCAUGGAAAACUGUUAGAUCGAAUUCUUUAUUAAUGUUAAGUUAUCAGCGUUUUUCUCAAAAUAUAUCAGAACGAACUCAAUGUGUGUCAAUUCGAUUACUGACAAAGAAAAGCACAAUGAAGAUAUAACUGCCAUGAAAAUCUACAUUUAAAUAAAUUACUAUGUAUUUUUCAAUACGUUAUUAGCUUGCAAUUGAAAAUUAGAACAAGAAUCUGUGACCAAAUCUAAUAAAUAUGUUUUGCUGUUUACUUAGAUAACAUAUAGUGGGAUUGAAUAGCCUGGUGGUUAACUUGCUUGCCUUCCAAUCCCAAAGACCUGGGUUCAAUUCCUGUUAUAUAUUACGUAUCGUGUGUG